Molecule: messenger RNA, 2604 nt
Organism: Helianthus annuus (common sunflower)
Lineage: Eukaryota; Viridiplantae; Streptophyta; Magnoliopsida; Asterales; Asteraceae
Product: serine/threonine-protein kinase GIN4-like
Exons: 2
Coding region: 1-2604 (867 amino acids)
Source: RefSeq, a predicted model, not a curated record
AUGAAAGAAGCAUUGUAUGCUGCGGAGUUGAAGAUAAUUCAGGGUUUCAAACCAACCAAGAAUGAGUGGUAUGUGAAGGAGUCUGGGCGCAGACGUAGACUUGUAUCUCCGGUAGCUGAAGGUGAAGGUUCUUCAUCAAAGCCAAGAAAGAAACAAAAGAAGAAGGCUGAAACUAUGUUAAUAGAUGAGUCUGAAGAAGAAGUUCCUGAGGUGAACAUUGAAGAGGAACAAGAGGCGGCUAGUGUAGCACAUAUUGAAAUUGAGACUGAUUUGUUCACAACAGAAGCAGAUUUUGUUGAUAGACCAGUUACUUCUGAGGUUCAAAAGGAGAAAGAGAAAGUGAUAGAUGAUGUUGAAGGCGACGAUGUUGAUAAAGACACUACUAGUUCUUCUAGUGGGUCUGGGUUUGAGAUAGUUGAUGCAAAAGAACGUGAAAAGCGAAUGAGAGAGGAGGUAGAAAAAGAGAAGUUACUCAGAAAGAGGAGGAGAGAAGAGAAAGAAGAUGCACCUUAUGAACCAUCUCCAGAACAUAUUUCUGCAUCUCAAUCUACUCCUAAGAGUAAAAGAAAGCUGGAGUUGGAAAAGAGAAUUGAUGAGGUGAUAGCAGAAAACAAAAAGUUGGAAGAUGAAUGCAAAAGAAUUGCUGAAAGAGAAAAGUCUCUUGCUGGAAAGGUGCAGAGAUUAGAAGGUGAAAACAAAGUGUUGGAACUAAAGAUUGAAGUUGAUCAGACAGAAAUUGAUGUUUUGAAAGUUCGAGUGUCUGAGUUAGAAGAGGAGAAGAGUCGUCGGGAAAGUGAAAACGAGUACUAUAAGCUGAAGAACAAAGAACUUAUGGCUGCUAAAGCACUACAUGAACAUAAGUUCUACAUGCUGAAUAGGGUUGUGGAAAGUAUGUUGGAGACGUCUGUGGAACAAAAGUAUGAAGAAUUGAAGUUAGAGGAUCUUCGUGCUGAACGUAAAGCAGAAGCAGAAAGGCAAAUGAAAGAAAAAGGUAAAGCUGUUGAAGGAAGUUCUGUAAUGUCUAUUGUGCCUUCAAUGGUGGUAGAUAAUCCAGUGCCUAUAUCCUCAGUUCCUGGUAUAGUUGAAGAAGAAAUUCAAUCGUCAAAGUUAAUUGGUGACGAAGAAGAAGAGGAUGAUGAAGAUGAUGAUGAGGAAGAGUUUGUUUAUUCUGCAAGCAGUCACAGUUCAAAAGGUAAUGAUGACGAUGACGCUGCAGGAGGUACAGGUGUUAGAAUAUCUGAAGCUUCAAAAGAAAAAGUCGUUGAAGAUCUGCUGAAUGACACAGUCAAUGAGGAAAGUGGUGAAGCUGGGGGAAAGGGGGAGUCGAGCAAGAAUCAGAUUGUAGAGCAUCACGAACCCCUGUUCUUAUGUCUAGAUGUGUAUAGGGAGAUGUUAAACGAUGUAAAUCCCGAGAAUCAAAUUGAUCUUGAAGCUGAUCUGGAAUCUUUUGAUAUCAAUAAACAGAAAGAUUACAAGUAUAACUAUGUUGAGGAUGCAGAUCAGUACGAUAGGGUUGAAGUAGAGGAUUGUUCUGAUAAUGAGGAUGUCUCUGAAGAUACAUCAAAACUUCCGACGUUAAUGGAGUUUUUCGCAGCAGAAAACAGAGAAGAGUUGCGUCAGAAAGUGAAUGAAGCGGUGAAUGAAAAUGUGUUCGAGUGCUUGAGAAAAGAAGCUGAACAAGAAAGUCAAUCAAAUGUUGAGAAAGAAGAUCAUUCAAAAUGGUUUAAAGACAGUCAUGAGAGAAAGUUCAAGAGUCCUUUGAAGUUUUUCCAACGUGAUAGAUCUAUUUCUCUUGGUGAUAUCAUCAGUUGGGGUUUUCUUCCUCAAGUCAACGCCUAUGCAGUUAGAAGAGAAUAUGGUGUCCAAUACUUUAAACGUUUAUAUGACAUUAUGUCAUUACCAUGGUGGGAUGUCGAUGAGUUAUCUCAGGUGAGAACGUUGGAGUAUCAGGUGAGACAGAAUGAUAAAGCAAUGUGGGGAUAUAUCAAGUAUGAGACUCUCAGAGGUUAUCUGAAAUGGAAACCUCAUCGUCCAAGACGGGUUGAAAGAGUAGAUCCUGAAACUGGUGUACGGGAAACUAUUCCGAAUGUAAAGCCUCCAAGAACCAUGACGAUGAUUCCUAUGUCAGAAAUGGAACAAGAUUUUUACAAAGGGUUCAUUGAUUGGGUGUAUAGCUGUCUUACAACUGAAGCUAUCAUUACAUACAGAGCUGGUAGUGAGCUGAGAUAUAUUCGUGUCUAUGAUCCGAUGUGGCUGGUGAAUUGUUCGGCAAAAGACAUCGAAUGCUUGUUUAUUCACAAGAUUCGUUAUAAAGCAGAAGAUAAAGAUCAAGCUCAACAGUUCCAGCGUGUGGUAUCACUGUGCUUUCAAAAAGGAAUCAAUUCCGAAAGCAAGUGGAAAUCGUCUUGGUGGGCAUUGGAUGAAAAGAUGAAGAAGAAGGCUAAACGUGAACGUGAAAAUCGUAGGAUGGAAGAGAAAAGAGGAAAGUUUUUGAAGAAACAACAGGAAGAAGAGAAGGUAGAGAAACGAAAGCGUGAAAAGAUCAGAGUUGCAUUGAGCAGGAAGCCUAAAGGGCGUGAAGAAAAUUACAAAGCUGCUAUCUGA